AUGGCUGUGACCAGUGUAAGAAGAGACGCGUCAAGCCGGGAGCUGGCAUGUACUUAUUAUAAGACCCCCGCGGCACGCAAGGAGACUACACUAUCGACAAGUCCUGCUCCUUUGCAGUCCGCCAGAUUAGUAGCACCCUCUGAUGCAACACUUCAUGCCAACCAGCCCUUCUCCCGCCAUGGAUCUUCACCUCCAAACCUUGCUUGCCUGCGGGAGCUUGAGCUAAUGCACAAGUUUUCCACGGAGACCUAUCAAAGCCUUUGCAAUGAACCAACAGACCACCACGAAUGGCAGUAUGUUAUCCCUCGCAAAGCUUUGCAGCACGACUUCCUCAUGAGCGGGAUACUAGCGGUUGCAUCGCUCCAUAUCGCGUCGACACUUGAUCCACCAGAAGCACUCUCCUAUAUUGACACAGCUCUGGAGUACCACAAUCUUGCAUUUGCACCUUUUCGCCAUGCAAUUGAUAAUAUUAAUCCAGCCAAUUGUGACGCAGUCCUAACUCACUCGGUCAUUAUAACUGUUAUUGGCAUAACAUUACCACAAUCGGCUGUUGCACGAGAAGAGAGUCAAAGCAUGACCGAAAAUAUUAUUGUCGUUUUCGAGUUGCUGCACGGUGUCAGUAAGAUCUUUACCAUCAGUCGUCCUUGGCUUCAAGGAAAGGUGUUCACUUCCCGGAGAGGCUUCUGGGAAAAUCAGCUUUCCAUACUAGACAGUGAAAUCGAGGCUGCACUGGAUCGAUUAACAGCCUUGAACAAUGACAUGCUUGCUACCGACAAUGCUGAGCAGCAUCACAUUAUCAAAGAUGCAAUAGCCCUUCUACGCCGUUGUUUCUGCAGAUACAACCAUGCCCGAGACGCGGCUUCCAUCCUCGCAUGGGUUGCAACAGUUGAUAAAAAGUUCGUCCAUGCUCUGAGAUGCCGUCAAACUCUCGCACUGCUAGUUCUCAUGCACUGGGGUGCUCUCCUCCAUGAGCUUGAUGGGAAAGUAUGGUGGGCAAAGAAUUCUGGAAAAGCUCUGGUUUCGGAGCUGCUGAAUGCGCUUCGUCCCUGCGACGUGCGGUGGGAAGGGGCAUUGCAGUGGCCACAACGUAAAAUAGGACUUUGA
Molecule: messenger RNA, 1104 nt
Organism: Aspergillus niger
Lineage: Eukaryota; Fungi; Ascomycota; Eurotiomycetes; Eurotiales; Aspergillaceae
Exons: 2
Coding region: 1-1104 (367 amino acids)
Biological process (GO): regulation of transcription by RNA polymerase II
Molecular function (GO): DNA-binding transcription activator activity, RNA polymerase II-specific
Source: RefSeq, a predicted model, not a curated record